CUGCUUCAAAUUUUAAAUUGCAGGUCAAGGCUAAGACCAUCACCGAAAUCCACACUGAAGCGGAGAAAAACCUAGGGUUACGGCCUGGCGCGACUGCGAACAUGAGAGCUGCUCGCAGUGCAAGUGCUUUAGGCGGGCCACUCUCUCCCACAGGGCCUUUUCCUAUGAACCGACCUGGAACGGGAGGUAUGAUGCCCGGAAUGCCCCGUACAAGAAGGAUGCCCGGAAUGCCGGGCUUAGACACUGAUAACUGGGAAGUCCCGCGCUCCAAGUCAAUGACAAAAGGAAAUAAUGCAUCAGUUUUCCAGAAUCCCUCAUUAAAUAAGCUCCUUCCCAAAGGCAGUGGGGGUUCAACAAGUGGCAAGACCAGCGCAUUGCUUUCAGGCGCUCUCAACUUGCCACCGCAAAAUACUGUGCCAUUGAAAUCUCUUAAUACAGUAUCUACAGUGACCCCGCCCAGUGAAAAGCCACUAGGUGCUCCAAAACAAGACCCUGAUGAGCUACACAAGAAGACUGUUGCACUUCUCGAGGAGUAUUUCCACAUUCGAAUUCUCGAAGAAGCGUUGCAAUGCGUGGAAGAGCUGAACAGCCCAGAACACCACCCUGAGGUAGUUAAAGAAGCUAUCAAUCUCGCUCUCGACAAGGGCUCGGCCUGCAUCGAUCCUCUCGUCGGGCUUCUGCAGUUUCUUUUCGCUAAAAACGUGCUCGAGCUGAGAGACUUGGGCACCGGGUGCUUGCUCUACGGGUCGAUGCUGGAUGAUAUCAGUAUUGACUUACCGAAAGCACCAGUUUACUUUGGGGAGGUCAUGGGGAAGUUGAUUCUAGCGGAUGGCUUGAGCUUCAAGGUAGUGGAAGAGAUUCUGAAGAAAGUGGAGGAUGAAAGAUUCAGAGAAGCAAUUUUUGAUGCCGUUGUGAAAAGUAUCGAAGCAAACCCAUCAGGUCUGGUCAUAAUGAGCUCGCAGUCGACUGAGCUCGAGGCUUGCAAGAACCUUCUUGCUUUUUGAGUAUAUAUCAGGAGGAAGCAAUACAUCAGCUUGACUCGCUCUCGGCACGAGGAAAAUCAAGCCCAAACUCGAAAGCCUCAACAAGUUUC
Messenger RNA from Ananas comosus (pineapple), 1093 nucleotides. Its product is annotated as eukaryotic translation initiation factor-like. The annotation marks the transcript as partial. The record is from RefSeq and is a predicted model, not a curated record. Gene Ontology annotation, molecular function: translation initiation factor activity; mRNA binding. The transcript has 2 exons. NCBI's taxonomy places the organism in Eukaryota, Viridiplantae, Streptophyta, Magnoliopsida, Poales, Bromeliaceae. Gene Ontology annotation, cellular component: eukaryotic translation initiation factor 4F complex.